Messenger RNA from Amphibalanus amphitrite, 943 nucleotides. RefSeq lists its product as uncharacterized. The annotation marks the transcript as partial. The record is from RefSeq and is a predicted model, not a curated record. NCBI's taxonomy places the organism in Eukaryota, Metazoa, Arthropoda, Thecostraca, Balanomorpha, Balanidae. The transcript has 8 exons.
AUUCUCCACGCGAGCUUGCGGGCGUGGUGGUGUGGGGCUGCGUGACAGGCGUCAGGGGGCCGGGCGGAAGCUUUGUUUUCUGGGACGAGCUGUGGUGUGGGCUACGAUGGUGGUUUCGUAAAGAUGAUUGCUCGUUUUGGUACUUUGUUAUGACACUGGAUGGGGUAGGGUGUCAUAUGGAGGGAAGUUUUGCGGAGGAAGAGCGGACUGUAACAGGUGGUUGAACUCAGUUCUUCGCAAUGGUACAGACCGGUGCGUGCCCUCCCGGACCGGGCAUGGUGCGCAUCGCCGUCAUCUCGGCUCCUGAAGAGUUUGCAGCUGAGAGACGGCACCUGUUGGAAUAUGCACUGCCAGAGCUUCAGAGGCACUACAUCCAGCGAGGUAUUGAGGUGGAAAUGGUCGGUCUCCUGACAUCCGGCCAUCGAUGGAACCCGCAGCUAUGUAACGACCUUCGAGCGGAGAUAGAGGACUGUCACAGCGUCAGCCAGGCCGUCUUCGCCCUGUUUUUGGUCGGAGACCGCCGAGGCCCGUUCUGUCCACCCGGAAGGCUGUCUCAGGAGACGUUUGACCGACUGAGGAUCUGGGCGGGCGAGGCGGCAGGGAUGCUGGAGACCGCCUAUGAUAGAGAUGAAAACUCACUGCCACCACAGCUGGUCUACAGGGACGACAGGGAGAGCGGCAGCGAUCAGGGAACCACUGAGCUAGUCAACCUGCUUCGGAAAGCCGAAAGGGAAGGCGUUUUCUCGUACCAGUCGGUGUUGGAGAGUCUGGUGGAGUCGGCUUUAGAUCAGAGCAGCGCCGCAUGGAGCCGGUGUCUGCUCGCCAUACCCCCGGACGACUCGGCGGCGCAGUCAGCUGACUGCGCUGAUAACGUCAUUGGGAUGAGACAGUGGCGGCGCAGUCUGCUGGAGCGACUCGGCAAGGACAACGUCGUGCCUAUAAG